ACUAGGAAAUCAAAACUAGAAUCAGCUGACUAUUGUGACUGUUGUCAUCGCGUAAGCUAACCCUAAACAAGCUUUGUUUAUACUGCCGUUGUAACUAGUGAAAUCACCGAUCUCUAUAGUGAAAUAGAAAAUUCUUCGUAAGUUUCAACCAGAAUGACACGACAUGCACGAAAUUGUACUGCUGGUGCAGUCUACACGUACCAUGAAAAAAAGAAAGAUGCAACAGCUUCUGGGUACGGAACCAACAGUCAACGCGUUGGAAAAGAUUCUUUGAAGGAUUUUGACUGUUGUUGUUUAACAUUACAGCCGUGCAGAUAUCCUGUGGUAACGAAAGAUGGCCACCUAUUUGACAAGGAGGCAAUAUUGGAGUAUGUUUUAACGAAAAAAAAGCAGUUUGCCAGAAAACUGAAGGAGUAUGAGAAGCAAAAACAGAAAGAUGCGGACCAAUCGAAGGAGCAGUCAGCCAACGAGGAAUUACAGAAACUCCAAAACUUUUUGAAGGCUGAGAAGAACAUCGUAUCUCUGAACAAGCACUCAGUUGAAGAGCCAGGAUCGUCAAUAUCGAACAUGAGCAAUGGGAGGGACAAAACAUUACCUAGUUUUUGGAUCCCAGCUAAAACACCACAAGCAAAAGAAUUGGUUUUACAAAAACCUGAUAAAAAUAUUUACUGCCCGGUGAGCGGAAAGAUUUUAAAAUUAAAGGAUCUCAUUCCGGUAAAAUUCACAGAGGUCAACGACCCAGACGAUAAGAAAUCACUGAUACUAAAGCAGGCGCGGUAUAUGUGUCCCGUGACCCACGAUGUCUUGAGUAACAGCGUACCUUGUGCAGUUAUCAAAACGACAGGUCACGUUAUAACGAUGGAAUGUGUCGAAAAGAUAAUCAAAAAAGAUUGGAUCCACCCUCUGGACGGCAGCACACUGACGGAAAGUGAUAUUAUUCCGCUUCAAAGGGGUGGCACAGGGUAUGCAGCUGCAAACGACGAACUAGAAGGAAAACAUCAACGGCCUGUGCUGCAGGCUUGAUAUUUUUUAUUCAUACUAAUCUAAUUUUUGUCUUCGAUGCUCCAUCUCCAUGAUCAAUAAACAGUUGAAAAAAUUUA
This is a messenger RNA of Athalia rosae (coleseed sawfly), 1100 nucleotides long. Its product is annotated as nitric oxide synthase-interacting protein homolog. The coding region runs from base 154 to 1023 and encodes 289 amino acids. The transcript has 5 exons. Gene Ontology annotation, cellular component: nucleus. Gene Ontology annotation, molecular function: ubiquitin protein ligase activity. The record is from RefSeq and is a predicted model, not a curated record. NCBI's taxonomy places the organism in Eukaryota, Metazoa, Arthropoda, Insecta, Hymenoptera, Athaliidae.